AUAUGCUUCACCGUUUCCACAUUGGACUCCCCAACUUUUGGAGCCACUAUGUAAAGGAUACUGGCAGAAUUAUAAUCCUCAACUUCUGUACAUGCACCAUUAGAGCAUGACAGAAGCUGCUGUAAACUUCGUUAUUGACAAGCUCACAAAUUCUCUGGAGAAUGAAGUGCAACUCUUCAGAGAUGCUGAGGAAGUUGUUAGCUCAGUGAGAGGACAGUUUGAAUGCAUAAGGGCGUGCCUGAGGGUCGCAGAUUCCCUGGAAGAGAGCGAUGACGAAGUCAAAGUAUGGGUAAAGCAGCUAAGGGAGAUUGCAUAUGACACUGAAGAUGCUCUCGACAAGUUCAAACUUCUCUCGGCACAUGAUCAUGGGGUUGGGUUUGCUGGUCUUCUCUCUAAGAUAUCUUGCUGUGUAAAGAACAGGAAAGCUCGAUAUCGAACCAUUUGGAGAUACAGAACAUCAACUCCAGAAUCAAAAGCGUAUGUGAUGGGCACCAGAGGCUACGCUACAAGUUUAGUAAAGCUGAAAAUGGCCCAGGCUUCAAUUACUCUGACGACACAUGGCAAGAACACCAAGAUAAUGCCUUUUUUAGACAAAACUGAGCUUGUGGGCAUUGAAGAGCCGAAGAAGCAGCUGAUUGGGUGGCUGGUUGAGGGAACUUCUAAGCGUCAAGUUAUCUCUGUCGUUGGGAUGGGAGGAUUGGGCAAAACCACACUGGUAAAUCAAGUUUAUGAAGAUCCAGAGGUGAAGAAACAUUUCACAAUAUGUACUAGGAUCACUUUAUCUGGCUCGCCAAAUAUAGGAGAGCUCCUCCACGACAUGCUUCGGCAAAUUAUGAGAGUGAUCAGAAAACCGAUUCCUUCUGGUGCGGAGACCACAAAUAUAUACUGGCUGAAGAUGAUAAUCAAGGACUUGCUACAGAGAAUGAGGUAUUUGGUUGUUCUAGACGACACAUGGAGGAUUGACGAAUGGGAUGCUGUCAAACACGCACUGCCCAACAACACGUGCGGCAGCCGAAUAAUCAUCACAACCCGGAAUGCUGAUCUAGCAUACACCUCCUGCCGAGAAUUCAAGGGGAAGGUCUACAAGAUGGAGCCUCUGCCAGUAGAACACUCAUGGAAGCUUUUCUGCAAGAAGACAUUUCAGGUGAAUUCUUGCCCUUCCCAUCUAAAGGAGUCCUGUGAGUUUAUUUUAAGGAAGUGUGAAGGACUGCCGCUUGCUAUAGUGGCUAUCAGUGGUGUUUUGGCUACAAAAGACAGGCACAGGACAGAUGAAUGGGAAUUGGUUUGUCGCAGUCUUCGUAGUGAGAUUGACUGCAACGACAAACUUAAAAACUUGAAGAGAGUUCUUUCCCUUAGCUUUAAUGAUCUGCCAUACUACUUGAAAGCCUGCUUCUUGCACUUAAGUUUAUUUCCGGAGGGUCACCCCAUCAAGCGUAGGAGACUGAUUCGGUUAUGGGUUGCAGAAGGAUUUGUUGAAAAGAAAGAAGGAAAGACCCUUGAACAAGUUGCUAAGGACUACUUCAUGGAGCUGUUGAACAGAAGCCUGAUUGAGGUGGCUUCUAAACGAAGUGAUGGAAGGGUCAAGACUUGCCGCAUCCAUGAUUUUCUGCGGGACAUUAUCACUUCAAGGUCAACUGAUCAGGGCUUUGCAGAAAUAGCAAAAGGAGAAAAUCGUGAAUGGCCAGACAAAGUCCGUCGACUGUCAAUUCAGAACACCCUGCAAACUCUGCCACGGAACUGGUCCUUAUCUCAACUUCGCUCUUUAUAUAUAUUUGGGGUAGAUAAAUCAUUAAUGAAUUCAGUUUUAGCUAGUGAUAUGAAACUGCUCACUGUUUUGGAUAUGCAAACAGCUCCUUUGACAAGGUUCCCCGCUCAAGUUGCUGAUUGGUGUUAUCUGAGAUAUCUAAGUUUCAGGUUCACUGAGGUGAGUACAAUUCCAAGUUCUAUUGGGAAGCUUCAAAACUUGGAGACUCUAGACCUUAAACACACAAAUGUCACUGAAUUGCCUGUUGAGAUCUUGAAACUCCAACGGCUUCGUCAUCUCCUUGUUUAUCGCUACAAGAAUGUGUCCUAUUCAUCCUCCAAAUUCGGCUUUAAGGCCCUUAGGGGAAUAGGGGCUUUGCAAUCCCUUCAAAAGCUCUGUUAUUUAGAGGCAAAUGAUGAGAAUAGCAGCAGUGUGAUAAGAGAACUUGGAUUGUUGACACAACUGGAUAGGUUGGCCAUUCUGAAACUUAGAAAAGAAGACGGAAGGGAUUUGUGCUUGUCAAUCUCCAAACUAACCCGGCUUCGAGCAAUAUCUAUAGCUUCUCUUGAUGAUGACGAAAUUAUUGAUCUGCAACACCUCUCUAGUCCACCUUCAUUCCUUCAGAGAAUCUACUUGAGAGGACGCCUAGGGGCUUUACCACACUGGCUACCCUCUCUCAGUAGCCUGAUGAAAUUGCACCUGAGGGCAGUCGCCUAAAGGAUGAUCCUCUAGUGUCUCUCCAAAAUCUGCCCAAUCUUGUGCAUCUUGAGUUGCUUCAGGUUUACGAGGGAAGCUUGUUGUGCUUUAAAGCAAAAACCUUUAAGAAGCUGAGGACUCUGGGUCUUGAUUAUUUUGACGAACUCAGGUGCGUAAAAGUGGAGAAGGGAGCAAUGCCUUUUCUUGAGAAGCUUAUCAUUCAGCGUUGCAAGUUACUAAAGAAGCUUCCAUCAGGUAUUGAACACCUGACAAGGCUGAAAGUGCUGGAGAUUUUCGAUAUGCCAGAUGAGCUCGUCAAGAAGCUUGUGCAAGGUGGACAAGAUGAUGACUUUCAGAAAGUUGCACGUGUUCCAGAAAUAUAUUAUGGCUACUGGAGAGAUGAGGGUUGGGACGUCCAGUUAAUCGAGAGAUCCGUGCAGAAAGAUGUUGCUUCCACCCAAGGCACUAGUAUGAGGAGCGACGAGUUCCCACCAUGUUGGAAGUGAAUGUACCAUAUUAGUGAAUAACUGUGAGUCUACGGAGUGUUUGUGACUGAUGACUUGUAAAUGUGAAUGUGUAGUAAGGUUGCUGUGGCUGCGAGUCUUGUCUGUAAAUGACAUUUAGGAGCAGUCAAAACUAUGUUAAUACUAUUUGGAGGUAGCUAUUAGGUGAUAUUAGAUAAAGCAAUAAGGGUUUGAAUUGUGUCUCUUAAUGCUGUAUGAAUGGGGCUCGUACGUGAUGUUUUAGUAAGCCAUUCAGUAAAUAUGUAGUCUUCUGUAA
This is a messenger RNA of Eucalyptus grandis, 3220 nucleotides long. Its product is annotated as disease resistance protein RPM1. Bases 107 to 2461 code for a protein of 784 amino acids. The record is from RefSeq and is a predicted model, not a curated record. Gene Ontology annotation, biological process: defense response to other organism. The transcript has a single exon. Lineage: Eukaryota; Viridiplantae; Streptophyta; Magnoliopsida; Myrtales; Myrtaceae. Gene Ontology annotation, molecular function: ADP binding.